UAUUGCGGCGUAUAUUGCUUUUUCUGGUAGAAUACAAAGACUACUCUCUCUCUCUCUCUCUCUACUCUGUACACUAGGGAGAGAAAGAGAGAAGAGAAAGAUAGCACAAAGCACUCCAAAAAGCACACAGCAUCUCUCUCUCUCUCUCUCCACUACUUUCUCUCUAUAUAGAGACACUACUCUUCUCAUCAGAUCAGACUCUCCGCUUUCGAAACAGGGUUUUUUGGUGAUGGGAAAGGGGUCGAAGACUGGAGGGUGCAAGUCUGCGUCGCACAGUAUCUUCAAAGAUAGGGCGAAGAAUCGUGUGGAUGAUCUCCAAGGCAUGUUCACGGAUCUCCAAUCGGCGAGAAAGGAGAGCCGUUCGAUCGAUGUGGCUAUGCUUGAAGAGCAAGUUCAUCAGAUGCUUCGCGAAUGGAAAGCUGAACUCAACGAACCCUCCCCAGCUUCUUCUUUGCAGGGUGGGAGUCUGGGUUCUUUUUCAGCUGACAUUCAAAGACUGAUGCAACUAUGUGAGGAACAAGAUGAUGCUACCAGUGGCUUAGCUGCCCCAAAGCCUGACCCUGAUGCCCAAAAAAUGGGUGAUACUACCGCCUUCCAAGAGGGCUUUCAUGUGAAUCCGGGGCCACAUGGACACGACUUCCAGUUGGUGGUUGGCCAUUGCAAAGGCUCCCCUUCAGUAGUUCAAAACAUGGGAGUAAAUAACUUGGGGUUUCCUUCUCAGCUGGACUAUCAGACGUACGAUUUACAUCAAGAUGUUGAGCAGAACUUCCCUGGUUUUGAUGGUACUGGCCUGUAUGGAGAUGAUGCUAUCCAUCAGAUUUCUGGCUUUUUGCCAAAUAUUUGCCCUCCACCUUCUGCUUUCUUGGGGCCAAAAUGUUCACUUUGGGAUUGUCCCAGGCCCGUUCAAGGAUUGGAUUGGUGUCUAGAUUAUUGCAGUACCUUUCAUGCAGCACUUGCAGCAAAUGAAGGCCCACCUGGUAUGACUCCAGUUCUGCGACCCUUUGGCAUUGGCCUGAAGGAUGGUCUGCUUUUUGCUGCUCUUAGUGCAAAAGCACAAGGAAAAGAUGUUGGUAUUCCAGAAUGUGAGGGGGCUGCGACUACAAAGUCCCCAUGGAAUGCUCCUGAGCUCUUUGAUCUUACAGUUCUUGAGGGUGAAACAAUUAGGGAGUGGCUCUUUUUUGAUAAGCCUCGAAGAGCGUUUGAGAGUGGGAAUAGAAAGCAAAGAUCGCUACCCGAUUAUAAUGGACGCGGCUGGCAUGAGUCAAGGAAACAAGUGAUGAACGAACACGAAGGUCUGAAGAGAUCUUACUAUAUGGAUCCACAACCGAGGAAAGAUUUCGAAUGGCACCUUUAUGAAUACGAGAUCAAUAAAUAUGACGUGUGUGCCUUGUAUAGAUUGGAAUUAAAGCUGGUUGAUGGGAAGAAGAGUGCAAAAGGUAAAUUAACAAAUGAUUCGGUUGCUGAUCUGCAGAAGCAGAUGGGAAGGCUCACUGCUGAGUUUCCCUUGGAUAAAAAGCGAUCUGUGAAGGGAAGGACAAAGGCUGCUCUGAAGGACGGUGUUGGAAAUAUGUACUCUGCUCCAAACCGUAUGGCACCUACAAGUGACGGGUUUGAUUAUGGAACAGGUGAGCCCUAUGAUUAUCUUGUUGACAAUUUGACUGGCUAUUACUUGACUUAGUUGAAGAAACUCAUUUUCACAAGGAAUAAGCAGCAUUUUGUCGGGUCUAGUGUACAUCAACCAAAUUGUUUCUGCAUAGCUCAUAUGCAAUGGUUGAAGAUGAUGUUUUUUUCUUUUUUUUCCGUCUCACUAUAUAUCAUCCAGUCUUUGGUCUCUCAGCAAUCAAACCCUUGUUUUUGUCGCGAGGAUCUUGAUCUUGUGCAUAAUUGAGUGUUACCGGGAGCAUAUUCUAACUGCUGGAAGAUGGUUUACAAAUGGCGAAAUUGGCUGUUCUUAUGGUCAUUUUCUUAACUAAUUGUGCUUAUAGUGUAAAGAGUACUGAUGUAACAUCUUCCAAACCAUUGUUUUGGGUUUUAAAGACUUGUCAUCUAAUAAUUUAUCUAGGAGGGACAAAGUUCAUGAUAGAUAUUAGGAGAAAUAUGUAACUUUCUCGUUGCUGGGUAUAUAGACAUUACAUAUGUGGGAGUUUUAUCUGGUUAUCAUUGGAAUGUGUACAUGGUGGUGGUUGAUAUCUUUAAAUUUUAUUUUUUAUUACUGUU
Camellia sinensis is the source of this 2217-nucleotide messenger RNA. RefSeq names its product transcription factor VOZ1. The record is from RefSeq and is a predicted model, not a curated record. Lineage: Eukaryota; Viridiplantae; Streptophyta; Magnoliopsida; Ericales; Theaceae. Gene Ontology annotation, molecular function: sequence-specific DNA binding. Gene Ontology annotation, biological process: positive regulation of long-day photoperiodism, flowering; positive regulation of DNA-templated transcription. Gene Ontology annotation, cellular component: nucleus.